Molecule: messenger RNA, 2274 nt
Organism: Acanthosepion pharaonis
Lineage: Eukaryota; Metazoa; Mollusca; Cephalopoda; Sepiida; Sepiidae
Source: the annotation of a GenBank genome assembly
AUGGUAUCAGGUAUCGAUCCGCGUGACGCAUCGGAUCGAUUAAUCCUAUUUCAGAACAAUUUCGACAAUCUGUUCCGGAAGUAUGUUACAUAUACGCAAGGUGAAGAACUGUUUGGCCUGCCUGUCACACAGUACCAACAGCUGCUACAGAUCAGUAAAGAGUUGAAGCUAUUGCAGAAACUCUAUGGACUUUACAACAACGUCAUUGAUUCUGUAAACGGUUAUCAGGACAUCCUGUGGGCAGACCUCAACAUUGACGGGAUUAAUACAGAACUACAGGAUUUCCAAACAAGAUGCCGUAAGCUGCCGCGGGCUCUGAGGGACUGGCAGGCUUAUGCAGACUUAAAGAAAAAGAUUGACGAUUUCAAUGAGAUUGUCCCAUUACUACAACUCAUGAGCAAUAAAGCGAUGAAAAAUCGUCAUUGGCGGAGAAUGACGGAAGUUACCGGACAUACAUUUGAUGUCGAAGGCGACAACUUUCUCUUGAAAAACAUCCUGGAGGCACCAAUACUCAAGUACAAAGAAGACAUUGAAUCUAUCUAUCUAUCUAUCUAUCUAUCUAUCUCAGUCUGUCCAUAUCUUUAUCAGUCUGUCCAUAUCUAUCUAUUUCAGUCUGUCCAUACUACUCGGUCAAUGAAAGCCAGAUUUUUCCACAAGCAGCGAAUCUCUCUCUCUCUCUCUCUCUCUCUCUCUCUCUCUCUAUCUAUCUAUCUAUCUGUCUUAGUCUUUAAAUUAUCUAUCUAUCUAUCUAUCUAUCUAUCUAUCUAUCUAUCUAUCUAUCUUAGUCUUUAUCUAUCUAUCUAUCUAUCUAUCUAUCUAUCUAUCUCAUCUGUUCAUAUCUAUCUAUUUCAGUCUGUCCAUACUACUCGGUCAAUGAAUGCUAUAUCUUUGUACAAGCAGCGAUUCUCUCUCUCUCUCUCUCUCUCUCUCUUCACACAGGACAUCUGUAUCUCGGCUGAUAAAGAAAAAGACAUUGAAGCUAAGCUGAAGCAAGUCACUGAAGAAUGGGACAACAAGCAAUUCACUUUUGCUACGUUCAAGAAUCGUGGAGAGCAGCUGCUUCGUGGAGAUUCAACAAGCGAAAUCGUCAGUUUGAUGGAAGACUCGCUUAUGGUUCUAAGCGCUCUCAUGAGCAACAGAUACAAUGCACCUUUCAAGAAGUCCAUUCAAGAGUGGGUGAAUAACUUAUCCAAUUCAUCAGAGAUCAUCGACAACUGGCUGACAGUUCAGAAUUUGUGGGUUUAUCUGGAGGCCGUCUUUGUGGGUGGAGACAUUGCGAAACAACUCCCCAAGAAUUUAAUACUUUCUUUCUUUCUUUUUUCUUUUUUCUUUUUUUACACACAGACAAUUUCUUUUUUCUUUCUUUCUUUCUUUCUUUCUUUUUCUUAUUUACACACAGACACUUUCUUUCUUACACAGACACAAUCUUUCUUUUUUUCCUUUUUACACACACUUUCUUUCUUACACAGAGACACUUUCUUUCUUUCUUUCUUCUUUCUUACACACAGGCAAGUUCUUUCUUUCUUUUUUACUCACAGACAAUUUCUUUCUUUCUUUCUUUCUUUCUUUCUUCCUUUCUUUCUUUCACACAGACACGUCCUUUUUUUCCUUUUUAAACUUUCUUUCUUUCCUUUCCUUUUCUUUCUUUCUUUCUUUCUUUCUUUCUUUCUUUCUUUCUUUCUUUCUUACACACUGACGCGAUCUUUCUUUUUUCCUUUUUACACAUACAUACUUUCUUUCUUUUUUCUUCUUUCUUUUUUUACACACAGACAAUUUCUUUCUUUUUCUUAUUUACACACAGACACUUUCUUUUUUCCUUUUUACACACACUUUAUUUCUUACACACAGACACAUUCUUUCUUUUUUCUUUCUAACACACAGGCACGUUCUUUCUUUCAUUUUUUCUUUCUUUCUUUCUUUCUUUCUUUCUUUCUUUCUUUCUUUCCUUUCUUUUUAAACUUUCUUUCUUUCUUUCUUUCUAACACACAGGCACGUUCUUUCUUUCAUUCUUUCUUUCUUUCAUUCUUUCAUUCUUUCUUUCUUUCUUUCUCACAGACACGUUCUUUCUUUUUUCUUUCUUUUCAAUUUCUUUCUUUCUUACACACAUACACUUUCUUUUUUCUUUCUUUCUUUUUUACUAACAGACAAUUUCUUUCUUUCUUUCUUUCUUUCUUUCUUUCUUUUGCACAGACAUGCCCCUUGCUCCUUUCUUUCUUUUUGUUUUCUUUCUUUUUUACACACAGCCAAAUCUAUAAUCAAAAAGAAGUUUGUUGA